UCCCCCGUUUCUAUCAAUAGGAAAACUGAAUACGACGGGCAUUUAAAUGACGACCCAUUUCGUCGUUGGAUUCAUAAACCUUCGAACCUCCCGUAGAAAAUGAAGUUGUUUCCGAUCGUCUUCCUUUUGGCUGUCGCUGCUGGGGAGGCCCUUGACGAAAUCUGCAAUUCCCGGAAGACGACAACAAAUCUGAUAGCGAGACGAACUUGGCCCAGUCAAAUUGCCUCGACGACGGCCAAACCGACAACCGACACGACGACGGCCAGUCCAAAGAGCACAACAACCGCAGAGUCAUCCACUGUUUCGACGACAGCACCAACAACAACCACAACAACUGCUGUGACAAGCACGACGAGCAUCCCGUCGACAACCACCACAAAGUCCAGCAGCACCAUGAGCUCAACAUCAACAACCACCAUGGCUACAACAACAACUCCUUUACUGAUUCUUUUCAAUUGCUCCGUUACUGAUCCAGAGUGUGGAACUAUGUGCACCAAUUUGACGUCAACGGGAGGUGUUGUCCAGUCUCCCAACUACCCCGGUGAUUACGGGAAUGAGGAGAGGCGAUGCGAAGUCUCCAUCACCGCGCCGGCAGGAUGGAUGAUCCAAUUGAAAUUCACCGCCUUCAAUGUGGAGAAGAACGUAGCUGCUGUCUUUGCUAACGAUGGCACAUCGUCUGUAAUGACUCCGACCAGCGGCAACACAAUUCCUGAUCUAGUCCCCACGGCCGUCGGCAUGAUGCGCAUCUUCUUUCAAUAUUAUGUCAGUAGUAAACCCAUCACGGCCACAUACAAUUGGCAGGCGACUUUUUCUGUGACGAGCCAAGGGAGUUUAUGUUCCGUCGAAAAUCCAGCGUGCGGGAAUAUGUGCACCAAUGUGACGCCGGCGGGCAAUGGUGUUGUCCAGUCUCCCAACUUCCCCGCCGACUACGGGAGUGAAUACAAGAAUUGCCAAGUCUCUAUUGUCGUGCCAGCAGGAAAGCGAAUCCGGUUGGAAUUCACUACCUUCAAUUUGGAGACUGACAUAAGUUCUAUUCUUGUUAGCGACAAAAGCGCACUUUAUUUGCCCUGGACAACCGGAAAUACAAUUCCUCCAGUAGUCACCACAUCAUCCAACAUAUUGUUAAUGAAAUUUUUUACCAAAGACAGUACUAAACCCAAUGCCGCAAUAUAUAAUUGGAAGGCGACUUACACUGCGGUAUAGAGGUGCAACAACCACAACAUCUCGGAUGACUACAAAAAAAAACGACGACUAGGAAUGAAAUAAAGACUUUCUUGCUUAACGUACCAAAUCUAAAAUCAUGAUUCAAUGAAUUGUUUGACUGAGCUGAAAUUCCCUGCCACAGUCCCAACACUAAUCUGCAGAUCAUACUGUCACUCGCAGUGCUUUAGUAACACACAGCGCUGUGAUUUCAAAUUAUUUUCAACUGUUAUAUUAUCAAUUGGCAAAGAAAUAAAUUGAUUUAUUCCCAAACAGGUCACUUGUCCCUUUCUUCGUUUUCGUUGUUACGACAUCAAACGUCGAAAUAAAAGUUGAUAUCAAGUUAUGCGUUCGUGCAAGAUCUGCAAGUGGAGUUUUAAUUAGCUAUCGUUGGAAUUCUUGGAAAGUGUAUAU
This is a messenger RNA of Daphnia pulex (common water flea), 1614 nucleotides long. Its product is annotated as cell wall protein DAN4-like. NCBI's taxonomy places the organism in Eukaryota, Metazoa, Arthropoda, Branchiopoda, Diplostraca, Daphniidae. The coding region runs from base 100 to 1203 and encodes 367 amino acids. The record is from RefSeq and is a predicted model, not a curated record. The transcript is spliced from 8 exons.